GAAGUUUUUCUAUCACUUUUUAAUUUAAAAAAAAAAAAAACAAUAUCCAGAUUUGUAAACAUUUGUAAAAAGCAAGAGCUUUCGUGAAGACGACUGAUCAGAACGAUCGUCAACUAGAAGCAAAACCAUUGUGAUACGUGACUAAUUCGCCAGUCUUGUUCACAAAAGUAACAACUUCUAAUUAUUGAUCAAUUAAUUAAUUGUAUAGUCGUAGUGUACAUUAGUUUUACUUUCUUCUUGAAGGCAAAGAGAGGAAGAGAGAGAGACACUCGUCCGAGUGAUAUACAUAUAUAAUAUGAUAAGGUUAUUGAAAUAAAAACUGUGAAAAUAGCACAACUACUUUUUAAUUUUUAAACAUGCAGUUAUUAGAGAAUGGAGAAGAACGGCUUAUUGCUCUGUCGAUCGAUACUGUUAUACAAAAAAAAAAAUUACAAAAAAUCCCGCUGGAUGCAAUGCCUAUAGUGUAACGUCGUCUAUUAAUUAUUAUCGUUGCUUACUACGAUUAUUGUUAUGUAUAUUGUGUUUGUUGUUUAGUCUCUUGUAUAUUUGUAACUGCUCACAUUACAUCGAUUAGUAGCAGUCUCUGAUGCGAAUCAUCAUCUACAUAUAUACAAAAAAGAGGGUGCUCAAAUCCACCUCGUGAGUUGCGCCCCCUGUCCUCACAAAUUGAAACUUGUCCUGGGUGAAAAGCACUAGCGAAGAUAUGAUAUAGAAAUCUAUGCGACUGUGUACUCGUGUGGGCUAUGCUUUAGACUGAUAAAGUCUCAAAAUCGAAGCCUGGAACGAGAAUGUAGAUUCUUUUUUGGUAAUUUAGUCCUAAACUACUUUUUUUUAUAAAUUAUGGUGUUCCCGUGUUCGAUUUAUGACUACAGCAAAAAUAUUUAAGGAUUUGAAAGGCUUUUUGAUUAUGGACUCAAAUCGACCCCAUCAUAAUUUUAAGAACCAAAGGAUUGUUAUAAUUUGUACACAUCACCCCACAGUCCAAUUGGCAAAUGUUACCCCUGCGUCUAUUUUAUCUUGAUCAAGGAAUAAAUGAAAUGUGUAUUUUGCGCUCUUACAGUGAUUUUGAGAACUAAAAAAACAUACUAGAGGAAUUUUUCCUUUAUCCAGGGCUUGCUCAUAUAUUAAAAAUGACGCUCCUUGCGAACCGGAUCGGUUGGUAUAGGUUUAAUUUUAGGAGGUCUGGGGGCCAUUUUGAGUAUCCUUCUUUAUUAAAGUACUUUUGUUUCGAAAUCUUAAAGCAAAUCGUUUAUUUAAUAGAAUAUCUGAUGCCUUUUUUGUUUAUAAUGUGCAAUUUAUUAAAGUACGAUUAGAUAGCGCAUACGGUUAUCACUGAAAGGUAAUAUUAACGUGGAGACAUCUUUAUCCAGUAUUUACAUAAAAAAAUGGGAUCGCGGGAAUGUAACAGCGUUAAUUGCGUACCAAAUUUUUGAAUAUCCACACACACGGUUACUUCCUCCUUCUGGUUAUUUUUAUGUAUUUAUUGUCAUACGCUUCUUUUUUGUUUUUCCUUUCCACACCUCGCAUCAGAACUUAAUUCAAUCACCCCGUAAGUUGUGUUGUCGCAUUACUAUUUUUAUCACUAAAUUUCUGUCAUCCUACAAACAAAACCCAAUAAAGAGAACUCUUAAGGCGAAUUGUAAAUAAGUAUCAUAUAUGUAUGUAUUGAUGAUAUGGUGUCCAUAGUCCAUAAUAAUUUAUCAUGUAAUAUGUGCGCUAGCAUUAUUUCUUCAAUAGUUAAGCUUUUUUUCGGUGAAGUCGGAACCCUUUAUUAGAGGUUCUUGCUUAUCCGAACCAAAUACUAUUACCUACCCAAAAUCAUUGUAGCAUAAGAAGACCAGUAGAUACACUGUGUAGGCCUCGAUUCUGGGUCAGAAACCUGUUAUGGAUUUUGCCAUUCGGAAUCAUACACCAGGCUCUUGCAUACUAAUUUUGAGAUUAAAAUCCUCUCUUAAAUUAGCACGUAACUGCCUGAUGACUGUUAUCGAAAUUUAAAAUCAAGUUCAGUAGAUUUUUGUCCAGAAUGUGGUCUAAUAAUGUACCUCUACUAUGACAUGAUAGUAUUUCAUUCAGUUUGUAAGUUAAUUGCCGAAGAUGGAAAAUAAAAACGAUAAAAAUGACGGCACGUACUUCUAACCGAAUUAAAUGUUUGGGGAAGUACAUGCAUGUUAGGAAAUUUGAUUGAAACAGCGUAGAAAAUUUUGUUGUAAGAUGGGAACUAUAGCUAUUAAUGAUGAAUAAAAGAUUUGUACAUUCCAGUUUCGAAUUUUUGUUUUCAUUAUUUUGUAAGAUUUGUCUGCUUUACUCAUAUCAUGAUUCGUUUGUUCACACAUCGUUAUCGACAGGUAAAAAUGCAAGACUACUUUUCGAAAUUAUUUGUUGCUUUUAUUAUUCCAACCUAACAUAAAAUAGCUUUUAAUUUAGAUUACUGGAUAUUUGUUCAUGUAAAAGUAGCAGUUCUUAAAUAUACUUUGUUUGUUGUUGAUGUUUUUAUGUUUACUGCUUAUUCAUAAACGAUUUAUAUUGCUUUAUAAGUGAUUUAUUAAUCAUUUUCGAAGUGAUAAAUAAAAUAAAAUAGGCUGGUGCCCAAUAAAUAAACAGGUAUGUGAAGCCUUUCGUUUUUUUUUAAUUAGUUUCAACCAAUAGAAACCAUUAAACAGUAUUAAAAAAUGUAUACCACUCCACCAAAGGUGAUGAACUAAUUGGGAUGUACUUUAAAUGGCCCUUUUAAAAAGUUUUGUCUGCGUCUAGUGAUAAAAUACUUUGAAGCCUAUCAAAAUACUCCCUUAUUCCUGAAAUUUCGUCUGCAUUCUUUAAUAAAUUGCAGGAGUACUUAGCAUCAGGUGGCUGCCGCAAAUACAUUGCGAUGCGGCAUAAGUAGAAACUCACUCUGCCGCGUAUACAAUUUUACAGUUACUUGCCCUUCUCAAUGGCACUUUAAAGGACUUUAAUAACUAUAUUUUAUAUUAAGUCCUACCUAUCCUUUUAUUUAUAUAGAUUUUCGUUAUUGAAUGGAAUUUAUUAGCGUUUUAUUAUCUGCGACACACUUCAAGAUGAUUAUAGCCAUAAAACGAUUAAAAUCUUUAAUUAAUUACGUAUUAUUGAAGGAAAACAAUAGGAGUGCUGAUUAUUUUGAAAUUUUGCAAAAUUAAAGAUUAAUGUUAGCAGAUGAAUAAAAAAAAUUGUUAAUUGAGUCAUAUAUGUCAUAUGCUCUACUUCACUAGAUUAGAACACAUAAAAUAAUAAAGUAUGAGUAAAUAUGAGCAUACGUAAAUGCAAAUGUUUGAUUUGAGUAUUGUUUUUGAUAAUAAUUUGAUAAGAUAAAAUCAUAAUAAAAUGUGAUAAAUGUCAAAUACUGUCGCUUCGCACCUGCACGGGUUCAAAGUCUGAGCGUAGCAGAAAAAAAGUAAUAGUUUAGGCAACACAUUCUACUCACUCAACUUAUACAAUGUGUUUUUCCUUAUCAGUUAAUUUUUUGUGUUUUUUAUGAAUUACAGGUAACGCAUUGUAAUUUUUAUGUAAGUUUGGUACGUGUUUUUGGUAAAGAACAUUUUUUUUAUCAAGAAGAAAGAUUUGUACUUCGUGAUAUUCUACGUUCGCUUACUGUUUUUUUUUUUAAAUUUAUUCAAGGUUGUUUAAAGCCAUUGUCAAACCGAUUAUUUAAAGUCAUCUGUAUCCACUUAAUUAAAUGUGCAUAUAUAAUUGUUCGAUGUUGGAAAAGGUCGAUAGAUGAUUCCAUGCGCAACAACGUGAAAAUCUCCCAAGGUUUUCCAUUACUCCUUUACCCGCACGAUCCUGUUCAUGUCCUGUUUGCGAAAAAUGCGUAUAAAAUGCAGACUCAUCGCAUUGUUUUGAUACCAAGUUGUAUUACAAUUAUUGUAUUGUUACAAUCAGUGUGUACGUAUGGGGAAAUAUAUUAAUUAUAAAAUAUAAAUUUACUGUAUAAUCAAUUGUUAUUUUAUCGGAAUGACCUGUUACUCUCAUGCCUAGUUUAUUUUUUAACAUCAGGAAAUGCCGAAACUGAAGAUUAAUUAAGGUCUAAAGUAUGAGAGUGGAGUGAAUAAUAUGAACGUAUUAUCAGUAUUACUACAAUUAUUAUUAUAAUAGAAUAAACUGGUACAAUAGCAAUUUUAAAGCAAUUGGUAUCGGAGCAAUGAGAACGGUAGUAAUUUAAAUCCAACAAUUGAACGGACUUGCAAUGUGGGGUACUUGAAUACUAGCGGGAGGACGUUAUAAAAGUAAAGUGUGAUAAGAGAGAGUUAGUUAUAAUUGUUGUUAUUCUUCGUUCACAUUAUGUACGAUAUGUACAUAUAAACAUAUUUACUUGGAAACGUUACGAACCAUUAACUGCGUUUCAUGUUAUUUACACUGUAAACGUAGAAGAAGUAACAACAUCGUUUGUAUGUUUUACACUCGAUUGUCAGAGGUGCUAUCUAGUAUAUGUUAUAAGGUAUGGAAAAGUUUCCUCAUAUACCAAUCGAAAUACACGAGAACGACCUAAAUAAUGGAGCCUUACGUAUAUUGAAAGUUAUUAGACCACGUUGGCAGCCGAAAAUGAUUGAAUUUAAGCUUUUAACAGACGGUAUCACCAACAAAUUGGUAAAAUGCAGGCUGGAAGGGGAAAAGGAGGAGAACUCAGUCCUGGUUAGAGUUUAUGGUCACAAAACUGACCUCUUAAUUGAUAGAAAGGCUGAAACAAGGUAUGAGAGUUUAGUUUUGCCAAAAGAGCAGUUGCGGAAAGAAAUAGAGUAUCUUAAAGAAAACCUAACUCAAAUCAAUAGUCCUGUUGUUUUUUGCCACAAUGAUCUUCUUUUAGGAAAUGUGAUAUGUACAGAUGACGAAAGUUCGGUUGUUUUCAUCGAUUACGAAUACGCCGCGUACAACUAUCAGGCAUUUGAUAUUGGUAACCAUUUUAACGAAUUUGUAGGCAUCGAACCAGAUACAAUUGAUUACUCAAAAUAUCCUUCUAAAGAGUUACAAUACGACUGGUUAAAAACGUAUUUGUUGGAAUUCAAAAAUACUGACAGCGUUAAAGACGAAGAUAUUUAUAAAUUGUAUAUACAAGUUAACAAAUUCUCCCUUACCAGCCACUUGUUUUGGGGCAUUUGGGCUUUGAUCCAAGCGGAACAUUCUUAUAUCGAUUUCGAUUUUAUAAAAUAUGGUGCUAUAAGAAUUAACGAAUAUUUAGCUAAGAAAGAGGAUUUUUUGAACUUGGAUGGGAAUGAAACAUCCAGCUGAUGCGUCGUUAUUUUUGUUAUUAGUAUUUUGUUUGUUAUACACAUAAAUUUGUUUAUACAAAAAAUUAAAU
Agrilus planipennis (emerald ash borer) is the source of this 5308-nucleotide messenger RNA. Its product is annotated as ethanolamine kinase 2-like. Gene Ontology annotation, cellular component: cytoplasm. Gene Ontology annotation, molecular function: ethanolamine kinase activity. Bases 4453 to 5238 code for a protein of 261 amino acids. Lineage: Eukaryota; Metazoa; Arthropoda; Insecta; Coleoptera; Buprestidae. Gene Ontology annotation, biological process: phosphatidylethanolamine biosynthetic process. The record is from RefSeq and is a predicted model, not a curated record. The transcript has 6 exons.